AUGACUUCCAGUAAGUCCCUUCGAGCCACUCUUCUACCCUCUCUUUCCUUCCGAUCCCAUUCGCAAAAUGGCCCCGAAUUGAAACCGAAAUCCGAUUCCGACUCGUCUGUUCGAAAGGCCCUUCGCGACAAUGGCCAGCCCCCGGCCGACGGGCCGCAAAAGAUCUUGGAGCCCAUCGUCGAGGGGAGCUCCGAUCCGGAACCGCCUUCAACCAGACCACGGGCCAAAUCGAAGGCUAAACCUUGGAGCACUCGAAUCUCAUCCUUGAUUCCGUCGCUUACAAUCCAAACCACAGACCCCCGUCCCAUGUCUAUUCAGAGGAAGCCCAUCACCGGCAUGGCGCCUCCAUCACAACCACCGCCACCACCACCACCAGCAGCGCCCCCUGUUGCUUCGCUCGAUCCUCCUGCUGAUUCCAUCCAUUAUUCUCCUGCUGAUUCUUUCGACGCUCCUCCUGCGCCUUUCGAUCCUCCUCCUCCACCCCCCUCGGGGCCUCCACCACCACCUCCUCCGCAGCCGCCAUUGUACUCGGUGGCCGAGUCAACAAGCUCCUCUAGUUUGACUGGCGAUAGUCCAACUCUUUUUGAAUCAGACCACCAGCACUCUGAUACAUCGUCUUUUCCACCUCCGCAACAUAGUCCUCCGACACCUCCAAAGACUGAGGUCUAUUAUCCUGCUUCAGAAACACCGGCCGUUGCAUCUCAGAUUUCGCUUCUCGUAAUGCCGCAGUCUGACGUUAUUAGUCCGUUGGAUGAAGCCGACGUCACUCCGCAGAUCAUGGACCCCACGCCACCUUCGCCCUCUGUUUAUUCCGCGACAAACACAAAUACCCCCGUCGUUGACCGCGAUAUACCGGUCCCAGCACUCCCUAUUAUUGAUUUUGACUCCGAAAUUGACGCUCAACUCCGCGUCAACCCCGUCAUCAUGGACCCUACUCCACCGUCGCCCAGGCCGGAGAGGUCAUCUUUCGGAGUCAUUGACGAAAAUGUUGGAUUGAGCCGCAAUUCGGCCAAGAACAGCGAGGACUCCUUUAGACAGGACCUGCCGCCGAAUGGGAAUGGAAAUGUUGAAAUCAAUGUGAGCAGGCAACGGAGCAUCUCCUUUUCAGAGCGGAAAGACUCUCUCCCUCCUAUGCAAGGUCUGAGGACUCGACAGACGGCACCUCUGCCUGAACCCAGGGGACGAAGCGUCUCUGCACGAGUCAACUCGACACUCAUAGAUGGGUCAAGACUUUCUACGUCCACAAACUUACGGCCCGUGUCUGGCGUCAGCCAGAGCCCGACGAGGAGAAAGCUGCGGCGAAGUUGGAUGCCUGGUAGAUCCCGCUCCAACUCCAUGGACGCCAACCAUGGCCAUAAUUUGGCUGCCUGGGUCAUAUCUGAAGAUAACAAAACGGAAUACAACCCAACUUUCCUGAAAACUGGAGAAAAGGUUCCUGAGCUGUGGAAUGAGAACGGUGAAGUUCUUGUCUAUUUGUACCCGAAAUCUACCGGGCGCGGACCGUCCUUCAAAGUUCCAGAGUUUACCGUGAGCUCUUCCUUUGUUUUCAAUGAACUCAUUCGAACAGAGCUGGAGUCUCCCACAGCCGCUAGAGCCCGAGCCAGAAACUCCAUAGGAAGAGAUAGUCUCAGCACUGAUGAUGCUUCGCGAGUCUCAUCUCCAACGAUUCCGAUGGAUAGCUACUCGGACUACUUGCACCUCUAUCUGCCCCCUCCACCAUCAAACGCCUCAUCAAGUUCGUUGACAGUGCCCGCCGCGGAUAACUCAAAGACAGAAUUGGAACGUUUGAUUGCAAUUCGAAACCUAUUCGCCUUCCUCACAGGCCAACCCCUCGUGGGAACUCCGGAACGGCCAAGGACCUUUCAUGCAUUCCUCCAGAUUUCAGAUCUCUUGCAGGAGUUUGCUUUCUCAGGCGCUGAUGGCUAUACUUUUGGCAAUGCCGUCGACCUGAGUUUCGGCUUCUACUCGGAGUCACUAGGUCUUGGAGACUGUCGUCAUAGCCGAGAGCAGACAAUUGAGGCCCUUAUUCUGGGUGAACGCAUGCGGUCUGUUGAGCUCUAUAACGAGGCAUUUGCACAUGCAGCAGGAAAAUAUUCAGCCAUCAUGGACCUCCGCCUGCCUUUGUUCCAACAAGUUUCCCCCAUCACCCGCCAACGGCUCGAAAGAGCUCAUUUGGAUCUUGUGAACCGCCAACACAGCGUGAAUGAACAACUUGAGCAGUUUGAAUUUCCGUCUCUCUUUGCAGGCAUCGCAAAUUCGUCAUCUAUACCUGAACUUAAGCAGGUUCGCUUUAAGAUUUGGCGGAACUCCUUUAGUCGGAUGAGGCAGUUUGUCUUGAAUUACUACAAGACUGCAUUUGGUAGCUGGCCCCCUAAAGCCAGCAGCAAGAAGAAUCCGUUUGCAGAGAGCGGCCUGAACCGAAUAGUGCUGAAAACUUUGUAUUCGGACCAUUGUGCCCUCUAUGAUUUGCUCGUGGAUCGGAACAGCCUAACGUCAAGAGUUAUUGAUGAGGUGCCGACAGUCUCCAAUGAAGCCGACGAGAUGAUGACAUCGGCUCUUCGCAACAUUGAAUCUGAAUUUGAUCGUUCCAGGCCUCCAGUGCUACCUCCUAUUCCUUUUGAUCUCCCUCUGAUCCCAUCAAUGGUGGCGAUUCUUGAGACCUACAACACUCUUUCCCCCAAAGAGCAAGCAAAGUUCGACAAGAAAGUGAAGGAGCCUGAAAUGCUUCUGGUAUUGAACAACGCCUACAACUACGACACUGCUAGCCUCCGACUUCCAUUCCUUGAUGCUUUUAAGGAAUUUGAGGCUCGAGAGUCCAAGGGAAAGACCGCCCAAGAUCUCGCCGACCAGCGCAUUGGCUAUUUCCUCUUCCUCUAUGUUGUUCUUCAGUCGCUUCCCACGUUGGUCGUGGAUGCUCCCGACCUCAAGUAUGCCGAGGGAGUAGAGUAUUUCCUGUGCCAGCCGCCAAUCGGCAACCCCCCUUGGGUUGAUGACAAGCAGGUCCGAAAAAUGUGGUAUGAGGUUGCUGGAGGAGGCGGCUAUGUCGAACUAUCUGCGGAUGCCGUCAUGUUUAGCGUGGAAGCGAUAUAUCACCGAAGUCACUGUUGGCUGGCUGCAAAGAUUUGGGAGGAAAUGGGCAAUUCGGCCACACCGCCGUUGGAGGAGCCAGCAUUGGAACCUCUCGAGCCCCCUCGCCCGAUCUUCCAGGAAAGCGAAGGCGCCCUUGGCAACGGAACGGGCCCCCUCUCUGGCCAAAGCACCCCAUCGCCGCCUCCUGGAUCGCCGCAGCUACGCCCUCGACCGCGAAAUCUCUCGCCGGGCGGUCGCCGCACUAACAACGCCUACCGCUCUAGCAUCAUUAUGGGUCUGGAACCAGUACCUCUGGAGCCGCCCAAUGUCUUCGGUGCUCACCAGCGAAGCAGCUCCCUUGGCCCACGGCCUCCCAGCAGCCGCAUUUCUAACCGGAGCUCGUCUGUUGGCAAUCUUGUGGGUUUGAACACCCCUCGAGUUUCGAGACCGCCCUCUCCCGCUCGAGUUGCCGCAACAGCUGGAACCACUUUUGAUGAUAUCUUGGGAGAAUCACAAAAGAAGAAACCUGCUACCAAGAAGAAGGGCAGAUUCUUCUAG
Trichoderma harzianum CBS 226.95 is the source of this 3627-nucleotide messenger RNA. RefSeq lists its product as hypothetical. The record is from RefSeq and is a predicted model, not a curated record. Lineage: Eukaryota; Fungi; Ascomycota; Sordariomycetes; Hypocreales; Hypocreaceae. Bases 1 to 3627 code for a protein of 1208 amino acids. The transcript has 2 exons.